Molecule: messenger RNA, 2328 nt
Organism: Coccomyxa subellipsoidea C-169
Lineage: Eukaryota; Viridiplantae; Chlorophyta; Trebouxiophyceae; Coccomyxaceae
Product: PCI-domain-containing protein
Exons: 9
Coding region: 102-1361 (419 amino acids)
Biological process (GO): ubiquitin-dependent protein catabolic process
Cellular component (GO): proteasome regulatory particle, lid subcomplex
Molecular function (GO): structural molecule activity; protein binding
Source: RefSeq, a predicted model, not a curated record
AAUACGAAAUUCUAGUGAUUGCGAUACCACUUGCAUUGCUAUAUCAAUUUCAGGCAGGUCAACAUCAAUAGCCUUGCUAACAUACGUAUCAGAUCCUGGACAUGUCAGGCCUGAAGUUAAGUGAACAGGUAGCAUCGUCCAGUGAGCUGCCUACCGAACAGGCUGUCACUUCUUUGAGAGAUGUGAUACUGGGAAACUACCCAAAUGAUGCAGAGUCUGUGAAAGCAAAAGAACAGGCGAUUCAGAAGCUAAGCGACCUGUAUGCAAAGGAGAAAGAUGCAGUAGCCCUGAAAAAUCUGCUGACCGAGCUUAGACCGCUGUUUUCAUCCUUCACGAAGGCCAAAACAGCAAAGAUUGUGAGAACAAUCAUAGAAACUAUAGCCAAAGUGCCAGACUCGACACAGCUUCAGGUGGAGGUCUGCAAGGAGCAAGUGGAGUGGGCAAAGUCAGAGAAGAGGACAUUCCUCAGGCAGAGGAUUGAGGCGAGGUUAGCCAACCUGUACCUGGGAAGCAAGGACUUCUCGUCUGCGCUAGCACUCAUCAGCAGGCUGCUCUCAGAGGUGAAGCGGCUGGAUGACAAGCUGCUGCUGCUGGACAUCCACUUGCUGGAGAGCCGCACGCAUCACGCCCUGCGCAACCUCCCCAAGGCCAAGGCCGCCCUCACCGCCGCCCGCACCGCCGCCAACGCCAUCUACGUGCCUCCAGCCUCCCAGGCGGAGAUUGACCUGCAGUCGGGGACCCUGCAUGCGGAGGAGAAGGACUACAAGACGGCCUACUCCUACUUCUUUGAGGCCUUCGAGGCGCUCAACUCCCUGGACGACCCCAAGGCCACCCUCGCCCUCAAGUACAUGCUGCUCAGCAAGGUGAUGAUGAAGGAUGCGGAUGAGGUGCCCAGCCUGGUGACCUCGAAGGCAGGCCUGAAGCACGCAGGCGCUGACGUGGACGCCAUGCUGGCGGUGGCGGCAGCGUACAAGGAGCGCUCGCUGCAGGGCUUCCAGGCCGCGCUGGCCGCGCAUGAGCCGCAGCUCAUGGGGGACCCCAUCGUGCGCGCACACCUGUCGGCCCUCUACGACACUCUCCUCGAAGGCAACCUGGCGCGCCUGAUCGAGCCGUUCAGCCGCGUGGAAAUCGCGCACCUUGCCGAGCUGAUCGAGCUGCCGCGCGACCUCGUCCUCAACAAACUCUCCCAGAUGAUCCUGGACAAGAAGUUUGCGGGCACGCUGGACCAGGGGGCGGGCUGCCUGGAGGUGUUUGAGAGUGCCGUGCCUGACGCAGUCUACCCGGCGGCACUUGACACCUUCUCCAACAUGAGCCGCGUCGUGGACACUCUCUUCCUGCGCUCCCAAAAGAUCGUCGUCUGACCUGCUUGAGAGUUGAUGUCUCGGCACUAGCAGGAAUUUUACUUAUAUGAUCAAAUGUGAUGUGCUGGGUAUAUCGUCAAUAACGGUCUUUGCUUCAUGUGGUGCGUGUGUGAUUGUUGAUCCCAUGGGCUUGUGAGAAUAUGCAUGACUGACUUGGUGUGAUGCAUUACUUAAUAUAAUCCCCAAGCUGAGUUGCAUUGGGUCGGUGCAACAAAAUGCCCAUAUGGCCUAUAGAGUGUGAAGCAAGCUCCACUUGAUUCUAAACUCUGCUUCUGUAUAUAUACAGAUUCGUACCCACAACUCUCAAUCUGAAACUUCAAAAAUGCAAUUCUGGAACAUGUAGGGCACGCUCUUGCGCCAGCAUGAUCAUGAUGACCAUCUGCAUUGGCAGUGCGAUUUUCAUCACAUGUAUUGGUACAGGGUACUUGGAGGCAUUUGAAUCGCCAAAUCCACACCAAAACCAGCCGCGGCGGACAACGGCAAGGUUUUGCUGAGACAACAAUGUACAGGCCAUGCUGCAAGCCAGCCAGCUGCAGCGCUGAGUAUAGCUCUGAAAUCAGAACUUGGGGACCACGGACAGCGCAGCCCACGUGCCUUGUUGACCCAACGCCAGACCACUUUAACCCCAGGCAGCUCAGGACACCACAAAUUGAAUUAUUGAUUUAUUCAGGGCCACAUGUGAUAAUUGGGAUUAGGAGAAGUUCAAUGGGCGCCAUUGGAGGUGAGCCCCAGGAGCCGCCUGAGCUCUGCCAGGGAUCCGGGCUGGGCAGAUAGCGCUCUUACUAACUGCGACUGCACCCGAGUCAUGACGGCGGGAAACUCCAUGUAGGAGGCCUUCAUCUCCAGCCACUCCCUGUCCAGCACCUCAAACGCCAUGCAGUAGACCGUCUCGAACACCUGGCUGGAGCCGCCAAGUAGAGACAGGAAGCCGCGGCCGGCCGGUGUGCCGGGCAGGCGAUCGUGUACG